This is a messenger RNA of Phaedon cochleariae (mustard beetle), 816 nucleotides long. NCBI's taxonomy places the organism in Eukaryota, Metazoa, Arthropoda, Insecta, Coleoptera, Chrysomelidae. The record is from the annotation of a GenBank genome assembly.
AUGCCAAUUAGUAGCAGCGCUGCUACUUUGGAAAAGAAAAAGCAGUUCAAACUACACUGUCAUGCGAAAAGCAUAGAUCAAAAUGACCGGCAAUCAGGGAAGAACCUUUUAAAAAUAGCCUCGGCUUUGCCCGCCAAAGACAAGCGUUGUUUGUUCAUCAGGUCGCACAGUACACUAAAUGCAUCUGCAAUAACAAAAGUACAACACAAUGUGCCUGCUUUCAGCGAUUCAGUCACUGUUCGAACUCAUUCUGAUGGAUCCUUACAUGUAUCACGGCUACAAGAGGAGAAAGAAACACAACCAGACAGGAUAAGUUUAGACAGAAAAGGACUAGUUGCUGUUCCUGUAAUUGAUGGAGAACAUAAACUCAGAUUGUUAUCUUUGCAACAUAAUUUAGUUAGUAAUCUAGAAUCUUUAGGGAAGCAGUCUUUCCCCACUCUGGUAUUCUUAGAUUUGUAUGAUAACCAAUUAGAGAAGAUUCAUUGUUUGGGUAAAUUGGAAAAUCUAAGGGUACUACUCCUGGGAAAGAACAGAAUUAAACAAAUUGAGGGUUUGAAGACACUUCCAAAACUUGAGGUUCUUGAUCUCCAUGGGAAUCAGAUAUCUCAAGUGGAUGGGCUCAAUAGUUCUACAGAACUGAAAGUCCUCAAUUUGGCUGGGAAUCAGUUGAAGGUUGUUAACAAUCAAGAUUUUCAAGGUCUUCAUUCCCUUCAAGAAUUGAAUUUAAGAAGAAAUAAACUGAAGAAAUUGCUGGGAUUUGCAGAAGUUCCAAACUUAGUGAAGCUGUUUGUCAGCAAUAAUGAUAUUCACUGGUAA